Molecule: messenger RNA, 1389 nt
Organism: Penicillium brasilianum
Lineage: Eukaryota; Fungi; Ascomycota; Eurotiomycetes; Eurotiales; Aspergillaceae
Source: the annotation of a GenBank genome assembly
AUGGCUAGCUUCUUACAAAGCCCCAAGCGGGUCGUCUUCAUCGGUGCUGCCGGUGAAAUGUGUCGCCUGGCCGUCGAGCGGUUUGCCAAUGCUUCAGAUAUUUCGCUCGUCCUGGCCGACAUCAAUACAGACGCCCUCCAGCCUCUUGUUGCUAGACUCCCAGCUGGACGGGCUACUGCCUUGAAACUGGAUCUCAACGAUCGUGUUGCUCUGCUCACCGCCACUAAAGGCGCUGCCCUUGUCGUCCUCGGAGCCGGCCCAUAUACAAAAACAAGCCAGCCUGUGCUCAAGGCCUGUCUUGAAAACAAAGUUCCUUAUCUCGACUUUGACGAUGAUGUCGAAAGCACGACCGCAGCACUUGCCUUGCACGAAAGAGCAAAGAAGGAGGGCGUUCCGUGCUUUAUUGGCUGCGGAGCCUCUCCUGGAUUAACGAAUGUCUUGGCCGUCGAUGCAACCAAGGAUCUCGAUACCAUCGAUUCAAUUGAUGUCUGUUGGCUGGUCGGUGAUGAGCGACCAGGGAUUGGAAAGGCAGUCCUAGAGCAUCUUAUACACAUUGCCGCCGGCCCUUGCCUGACAUGGGCUGACGGAAAAGCAAAACUCAACGAAUCUUGGGUUGAGACAGGAUAUGCUCCGAUGUAUGGUGAUCAAGGGGAAACGUUUUUGCAUGAGACUGCCCAUCCAGAGCCAGUCACCCUUCCACGUCUUUUCCCUCAAGCCAGUCGAAUUCGUUGCCUUGGUGGCCUGCACCCCGCACCAUUUAACGGCAUAGCCCGUGGCCUCGGCGUUGCUGUUCGGAAGCAGGAUAUCUCGCAGGAUGAAGCCGUUAGUUUUCUACUGAACCUCAUCAAUAAUCCUUCGCCUAUAGAAGGUUGGGAGGCAACUUUAGGAGAGCCCAAUGGCUACCUACGUGGCGGCGAUAUCACACUCAAAGAGCUCUGGCAGCUCAUCUCCCACGCCGGUCAUGCCGCGGGACCAUGGCGACAUGCAUUUUAUGGAAUGAUUGACACAAUUCGAACUGGUGAAUGCUCAACGGGAGAAGUGUUGAGCUUUCUCAUUGAUUUUGCGCGCGGAAAGGUCGCUCCAUACUGUGGAGGCCUCACGGUACGAGCCACAGGUACUCGGAAUGGAUUCCCGGCUGUUUCGACCAAGCGUACGGCCAAGUUCGGCGAGGGGUCUGUUCUUUUCUCGAAUAUGGCGGCUGUAACGGGAGGUGCUUGCGCCGCGUUCAUGACUUUGGCAUUGGAAGAGGGCCAGAAACUCAGCGGCGUUUUUGCUCCCGAGGACUGGGCUGAGCCGCAGGCUUUCUACAAGGCCCUGGGCCGCAUCGGAGUGCCGCAUGAUGAGCUUGCUCAUUUGAUCGAUGACGGCUCUGUAAAUGCGAAACUGUAA